This is a messenger RNA of Hypoxylon fragiforme, 3241 nucleotides long. RefSeq lists its product as uncharacterized. The record is from RefSeq and is a predicted model, not a curated record. Lineage: Eukaryota; Fungi; Ascomycota; Sordariomycetes; Xylariales; Hypoxylaceae. Gene Ontology annotation, cellular component: mismatch repair complex. Gene Ontology annotation, biological process: mismatch repair. The transcript has a single exon. Gene Ontology annotation, molecular function: ATP-dependent DNA damage sensor activity; ATP hydrolysis activity; ATP binding. Bases 89 to 3118 code for a protein of 1009 amino acids.
AUAACAUUGAACAUCAACUUGGAUGUUUAAACCUUUGACUUGGGAACUUUGGUAUCAUUUUCUAUUCUGAAGUUAUACCUGAAACCCCAUGAACGGAAAUGAGAAUGUUGAGAAAGGGAACAAUAUUCUACAUUCAGCGAUGUCCAUCCAGCAGUUGCCGGAUCAUGUCAUUGCCCAAAUCAAAUCGUCUACCACCAUAACAUCACUCAACGGUGUCGUUUGUGGCCUAGUUAAGAAUUCCCUCGACGCCAACGCAACCAAAAUCAAUAUAUCUAUUGACUAUGUUCGAGGAAAUUGCUCAGUCGAGGAUAAUGGCUUGGGUAUCUCCCCCCAAGAAUUCAAGUCUACUGGUGGCCUUGGCAAGCUACACUACACGUCGAGGUUCCCUCCUUGCAAUCAUAGUCAUGGUCGGCAUGGUGUUUUUCUAGCUUCCGUGGCAUCACUAUCCUUAUUGUCUAUUACUUCCCACCAUAGUGGUUAUCAUUCCCAUAAUUCGGUUAGAAUCCACAACUCUGAGAUAUUGGCACGGCAUACCCCUUCAUUGCCAGAGCAAAGGUUGUUAAGCUUUCCUCAUGGAACCCGGACAACCGUUAGGGACCUUUUCGGCUCCAUGCCUGUUAGAGUGAAGCAGAGGGCCCUUGACGCUGAUAGAGGCGCCAAUGCCAAAAAUUGGGAGCGACUCAAGCAUUCUCUCGUAGCCCUAUUGCUUGCCUGGCCAUGCCAGGUUACCAUAACAAUUCACGAUUCCCUUGACCAGCGAAACUUUACGCUUCGUGCCCCGGAUGAGCCCUUGAAUCCCCAAGAGAAUAAACAUGAUAUUCCUAGUCUCGUUACUCGUGUUUCGAGGAUAUUUUUCCAAGCCCAACUUUCUGAUGACCGCUCUCGAGACUUAUGGGUAUCCUUGAAGGCAUCAACAGGUCACAUCUCUGUUGUAGGUGCUGUGUCACUAGUUCCUGUGGUAUCUCGGCAAAUGCAGUUCAUCAGCAUAGGCGUUAGACCCAUCUCCAACGAGCAUGGCUCAAACGUCCUAUACGAAGAAAUAAACCGAUUAUUUGCGAAUUCUAGCUUCGGAGUUAAGGAAGAAAGUAGCGACCUCAACGAGGAUGAGCAAAAAAGGAGGGCGAAAGACCGCCGAUAUAAAACAGACGGCUAUACCAACCAGGAACUUCGAGGUAGGAAGGGAGUGGACCGAUGGCCCAUGUUCUACAUCAAAAUCAACUUGGAAGAGCCAAUUUAUCGACUUUCCGAAUGUGACGUGGAAGAAAUACUGAAUGAACGUCACAAAAGUCUGAGAGAAAUCGUGGAUAUUCUAACGGCGGUGAUUUACCAAUUCCUCAAAGCACAUCACUUUCGCCCGAAGUAUUCUAAGCCUCGUCAGACUGCGUCGUCCAGAUCAUUACGGCAUCAAGAUGUACGCAGCGAAUCUUCAUCUAGAAGCUCUACACCAAAGGCGGGUCAUAGGACAGACCGGACUCGCGUGUCUCGAAGCCGAGUAUCGAGUGGGGACUUGGCGAGCACCCGUCUCAGUUUUGCUUUGGAUACUUCUCGCUCACGACCCGAAUCUCCGUUCAAUUCAUGGACUCGCGUUAAAUCAGGACAGCCUCAAUAUGCACAUCCACAGGUGAAGUCCCAUUUACAUCGAGAAACCUCUGCAGAUCUUAGUGCGACACAGCCCCCUAUAAAGUCACCACGCGUUGAGAGCGAUGAUCCUGAUAAGGAAGAUCCCCUAGUUGCUCCAGACGGCACAUUGCUUCGUAUCCCUUUCCCCGACAUAGAAACUAGCACACCUAAGUUUAUUGAAGAACCUCCCCGUGAGAACCCCAGUAUUAUUGAAGAGCGACCGGAACUUCGGGGAGGCGAGGAAGUCUUAUGGAGCAACCCGGCGACCAAAGAAACCUUGGUGAUCAACGCACGAACUGGCGUUGUAAUCCAACCCGUGAAGAAUAGAGACGCAAUAUCUGAAGGACAUGAUGAUAUCAAUGGCCAGUCAUCUAGAAAAAGGCUACGAGUAAAUACCCGACCAGCCUCCCGAGAUGAGAGAAGCAGUUGGCUAGGCGAUCUUUUAUCGUCUUGGGAGAAUCCCGUUUUUCCAUCCCAAGAACCGCCAAUUCCAGUUGUUUUCGAUGAAGAAAAGGCAUUAGCCUUUACAGAUUCCUCCGAGGGCCAUUGCCACGGAUGCCAUUCCGGAUCGUUGGAUGUGCUACAACCUUCUUACAGCGUGGAGGGCCGUCUUUCAAAAGAAAACCUACGAAACGCGACAGUCAUAGCGCAGUUGGACUGCAAAUUUAUCUUGGUCAAAGUACCUUUGUCAUCCUCGCCGUUCCAUACACAUGCUGAAAAUGAGCCUGGGCCUUCACUACUCGUCAUAAUUGAUCAGCAUGCCGCAGAUGAGCGUUGUUGGGUUGAAGCCUUGAUGAAGGACUAUUUUGUAGUAGUAGAAAAUACUGAUACAUCUACUGAACAGCCUCAGCCAUUGGUUCAAGCCCAAGUCGAGCUACUAGAAAAGCCUCUCACAUUCGACAUUUCGGCCCAGGAUAGCCGCCAACUCGAACGCUCCGUGGAAUAUUUCAGAUGUUGGGGGAUCUUGUUCAAAACCAGCCUGGUGGCGAAAUCCAAGCCAAACAGCCAGCGCCGGGCGCAGUUGCUAGUAUUCGCGCUACCACCAAGCAUAGCUGAAAGAUGUCGUCAAGAACCUCGAUUGCUGGUCGAACUACUAAGGAAGGAAGCAUGGAAAGUUGAGGAGCAAUGGCCCAGCGCCUCUCAGCACAUUCGGACAGAGACAGAUCAGGAUGGUGGCGGUAAUUCUACUGAAUUGCAUUGGCUAUCUCGAUUUCAUGGAUGUCCAGGAGGAAUUCUAGAAAUGAUUAACUCCAGAGCCUGUCGCAGCUCUAUCAUGUUCAACGACCACCUUUCUCACGAAGAGUGUGCCGACCUUGUGAGGCGGUUGACCGACUGCGCGCUACCCUUUCAAUGUGCGCAUGGCCGGCCAUCUAUGGUACCACUCGUUGAUUUAGGAAACAGUCCACUGAAGGAGGUGGAUAUAGGGAGAUAUACGGGCAAUUUUGGUAAGGAGUUUAGGAGGUGGAAACAGAGGUUUGAUAGCUCAAAAGCAUCGUAAUGAGUGGGCAUAUGAUUUGUUUUAUUCGUAUUUAAUUUACGUAAGCAUGCAGAGAUACCCAUAUAUACAUCAGGAAUAAUCCUUAAAUUUGUUUGUAUUUGAUUUUCUAUUAAUCUUUUGCCA